AUGAAUAUCUUCUCAAAUAUGUGGAAGUUCCAUAUAUUCAUCAAUAUUCUUCUGAUCUUUAUUAAUUCAAUAUCAGUAACUGCUUCCAAACAAUUGACAUUUUGUCCAACAGCAGCUUGGGAAGAAAAUGCAAUCACUUUUGCUAAUCAAUCAGUAUUUGGUAAAUAUCCUAUCGCCAUGUUUAUUAACACAAAUAAUGCAAUUUAUGUCGCUGAUGGAAAAGGAAGUCAGAUCUUGAUAUGGGAUGAAAAUAGCAUUAUGCCAACCAAGACAAUCUCAGGCGACUUCUCGAGUCCUAACUCUAUGUUUGUUACACAAAAUGGUGAUAUUUAUAUCGAUGAUGGCGAACAAAAUGGUCGAGUACAAAGAUGGAUUGCAAGUAACGAGACAUUUGUCACUAUUAUGAAUGUCAAUUCGCCAUGUUAUGGUCUCUUUGUUGAUACCAACAACAAUUUGUAUUGUUCGAUGAAUCUUACACAUCAAGUUGUGAAAAAGUCAUUAGAUGAUCCUGUGAUGGAACCAGUUCGUGUUGCUGGAACUGGUGAAAAAGGAUUUCAACCGAAUCAACUUAAUAGACCUUAUGGAAUAUUUGUUGACGUUAAUUUUGACUUAUAUGUGACUGAUUGUGGUAAUGAUCGAGUUCAGUUAUUUGUAUUAGGCGAAGCAAAUGGAAUCACAGUUGCUGAUGAAACUUCAGCAAGUCAAACAUUUCCACUCUAUUGUCCAAGAGCAGUUCUUUUAGAUGCUCAAAAAUAUUUGUUUAUUGCAGAUGCUGGAAAUGAUCGUAUUGUUGGUGAAGGAGCAUAUGGUUUUCGUUGUUUAGUUGGAUGUUAUGGGAGGGGUUCACAAAUGAACCAACUAAAUAGUCCGUAUUCUUUCACUUUCGAUCGUUUUGGCAACAUAUUUGUGGCUGAUACGGGCAAUAGUCGAAUUCAAAAGGUCCUGUUCGUGGAAAGUUCUUGUGGUAAGUUGAGAAUUCAAUAUUUUAAGUGA
Messenger RNA from Adineta ricciae, 993 nucleotides. NCBI's taxonomy places the organism in Eukaryota, Metazoa, Rotifera, Eurotatoria, Adinetida, Adinetidae. The record is from the annotation of a GenBank genome assembly.